AUGUCCGGUCGCAGACACAGACCAAAGCAAUUCUUCAACGAGGAUAUUGUCCAGCGUGUCGAUGACUCGUCCAAUAGCUCAAGUUAUGGUGUCGUAAUGCGCUGCUGGCAUGACAGUGACGACAUACAAUUUCAAGGACCUCCUAUCGACCCACUACUUCGCCCUCUCAACCGUGGUGAAGUCGGUGUCUCCUUCUACCCCAAUAAUACGCGCGAGAUCCUCCCCGAAUCUUGUUUCAAGCUUAUAGACCGACCCAUGCAGGCAGGAGAUGUAUGCAAACGAAGAUACGAAGAUGUACAAUCCGCCGUCGUUACCAGAGCCGAAGUCAAAUUCAAGCUUUCACAUGCCAUCAGCGGUGCAAAACUGGAGGACUGGAAAACCGUGGAUGAUGUUAAGGAUUUUGAUGACAUAGCAGUCGGCGACUUCGUGGUGUAUGAUGAUUGGAUAGGUCAAAUCCAAGAGUUUUUCGAUGAAUCGAUAAUCCAGACGUCCGACGGUUCUUUGGUACGUCUUCCGGAAAUCAGUGCACGCCUCGUCGUUGGAGAACGAGGUUCUGAUAUACUACCGAAUCCUCCCGCAGAAGGUAUUCAGACAUUACUGUCCUACUUCAUGGGUGACUUUCGACCAUCUUCAAACGAUCUUGUAGUCUCCGUCAAGCAUUCCGUAUACGUGGUAGCUUGGAUGGCCAUAAAUCAAAUGCUCAGUCCAGAGGAAGCGUCGAAACGCAAGCGACCUCAGAAGUUCUGGUCUGGUACUGAGAUUUCAGAAUUGACGUUACUUCGUGGGAUAAAUGAUCAGUUACCACGAGUUGGAGACCGCAUCACGUUGAAAUCAGUACUGGACAGCAUGGUUACAACACAUGGUCAAGCGGGUCAAAAGGCAGGAGUGGUGCACGUUGACACUUUUGUCGUAUCCGAAACGCAGACCAUGGUAGAUUUACUAUGGCAAGACGGCCGGACAGAAACGGUUCGAUCGACCGAACUUGUUCCGUACUUGAAUCCUGAUGAGUAUGAUUGCUGGCCCGGAGACCAUGUCGUCUGGAAGACCGAGGAUGAGCGACAAGGCGCGGUUGUUCAGUCGGUCAAUGCGACGGAGCGGACUGCCGAAAUAGUCCUGUACAAUUGGCGACGAGAACGUGUUUCAGUGUUGGAACUUGAUCCACAUGGGACUGAUGCCAGCCUCGGUAAUCCACAAGAAGGUUUCGGCGUCCGCAGAGGUGAUUUGGUCUUCAUUCAUGGAGAAGGAGCGACGAAUGGAUGCUCAAAGCCCACUGUUCCUAGCAUCGGCGAGCUAGAGGCAUGGGUACACGAACUACCAUUCACAGGUGAUGGUCACGGUGAGCUCUCCGGCUGGAGGUCAGAGUUGGACAAGAUUGGGCGGGAAAUCGCUCAGCAAACCGAAUCUACCAACGGAAAAAUUCGAAGACCUACUCCGGGAGAUGGUACUAUAAACUGGCUUGGUGAAGUCACAAACCUUCAUCUAAACGGGUUGAUUGAGGUCACGCUUCCCGACCUUACUAAAAUGGACGUUCCAUUAGAACGACUCACGAGGUUGAAUGACGGUCUUGAGCAGCUCGAGGACCUUUGGGGAGAAUUGUCGGAGGGUCACAGUGAUUAUGAAGACGACCAUGAAGAUGGGAGAAUAUACGAAAUACAGACGGAAGAUGGACGUUGGCAGCAAUACGAAGGCGAGCCGGAAGAUGAAUGGAUCGAUGAGGACGAAGACGACGCCAUGAGCGGAAUUGAAGAUGAAGAAUCUAUCGAGGUCGAAGAGGGUGUCGAUUCUAAUGGGGUUGUAUCGAAUGGAAUAGUUCCGGGUGCAUGGCCCUCCGCAGAUAAGGAGACUAGAGAUGUCAAAUCGCAAGGAUCCUCAGCACCCAGACCAGAAUUACCUUCGGAGCCUCCCGAAUCAGCCGAAGUUGUAAUGGAACUUGAUCAAGGAAGCUCAUCCUCCAUCUCCCUAGCACCUUCAUGGAAACGAUUCGAUAUCCUUCCGUCUGCUCCUCCAGAUCAUGCAUUCCUUAGUAUCUCUGCAGGUCAGCCUUCAAGGCAGUUUAUGGCGCGACUGUCAAAGGAAUAUCGAGCGCUUUCGUCUAGUCUACCGGAAUCGAUCAUUGUACGCACGUACGAGGAUCGCACGGAUCUGCUAAGGAGCAUGAUAAUUGGACCGGAAAACACACCAUAUGAAGACGCGCCGUUUGUGAUCGAUUGGAGACUUGAUGCAAACUUCCCUCAAAGUCCACCUAUUGCCCAUUUCCACAGUUGGACGAAUGGGAACGGUCGCGUCAACCCAAAUCUCUACGAGGAAGGGAAAGUGUGCCUCUCGAUUCUGGGAACUUGGGCGGGUGAACGUAGCGAAUCAUGGAGUCCAGCGCGUUCCUCCCUUCUUCAAGCCUUCGUUUCAAUCCAGGGUCUUGUGCUUGUGAAGGAACCAUGGUUCUGCGAGCCUGCCUUCGAGAAGUUACGAGGCACGGACGAAGGGAAGGUAAACAGCAGGUUGUACAACGAGAAAGCCUACGUACUCUCUCGUGGAUUCGUACGCCGGGCGCUCGAAAUUCCCGUAGGAAGCUUAGAAGACGUCGUUCGAGACAUCUAUAUCACACGUGGCAAGCUCGCGAAAGUCGUCAAGAGUUCGCGCAACCUCAUCGAAAAGAGCAGAACGACAAAGGAGUCGGAUGACGAUACCAGCGACUUUGCCGUGCCUCGACUGACUGAAGGAGGAAUAAUUCCACUCACUAAAACACUUGACAAGUUAGAGACCAUACUCGCCUCAACUACUAGUAAUACUUCAGCAUAGAGAUGACCUCUUUUCACUAUCUUCCCAGUUCUUCUGAAAUUUCGUGGAUGUCCGUCAUAGCAAUGUAGAAAAACCAGCGCAAUGAGUUAUUAUCCUCCAACUUAUAUAUGUAUUUUACGAAUAGACAUUGUACAUAAAAAAUGGCAGGAAUAGGGCUAAUAAAUGAAUGUCGCGAAACAAAAUGAACGGAAGUGACUCCUCAAUAAGUCAAAACAAUGCUCUGUAUGCAAAUAGGUAGACAUGUUAAAAAUGGCAACAACUACGACUUAGUGUACCUAUAAGCGAGUGUGUACGAGGAGGUCGCGAGAGUUCGUCUCGUAAACACUCUUCAAGGAAGGGUAUAAGUACGAAAAUAACCAAAGUACCAUGAAUAUGUGGCCCAAGGUAAGAGUUCAAAAGAGACAUAUGUGUGUAACAAUGAUGUAAAAGAGAAGCAUACCAAAGCAAGUGGUGGUCUGUAUAUCAUCUGCUACAUCCGUAGGGAGGAAUGCAGCCCAAAUGCGUUUAGCAUUCGCCCAUGAAACUGUUCUUGGGCCAUGACUGCUUGAAGUCAUCCACCCAUGUUGUAAAGUUCGGGUUGGUAUAAGCCUCAAUAUACUGAUCGAUGUAGGCGGCAGUCGGGAAGUCGGGAGGAUCACAACCAAUGUUCUUUGAAUCUGGGCGCUGGUAGACGCGUAUAUAAUCUAUUCGCAUUGCCGUUGGGAACCUUAAAUGGUCGAAGUCGACUUCACCAAAGUUCUUCGACAUGCCCAAGUUGACCAGGAUGUACAUAGGUUCCUGGGGAAUUGGGCGAGCAGAAAUUUCUACACCAGUGUCCGCUGCCAUUCCUUCAGAGUUAAGCUGCCAGGCGAGCUGGUUGUCUGAUAUCCAGCCAACGUAUGCAUUAUCGAAUCCGGGCUUGUACUCAAAGCCAUAUAUACUGAAGCAACCUGUGUCAAACUCAUAACAGUUCUGGUCUGUUACGGUAACACCAGAUGUCGCUUGCUGAUAAACACCACCAAUGUAUGAGUUAAGAGUUGUCUUCGCUGGGUCCGUAAUCUUCAUAUUGGCAGAAGUGUUGAACCAGAUAUAUCCCUCGUUGAAAGGCGCCCAUUGGCUGGAUUGAGAGACUUCUCCAAUCCCAUUACCGACUUGCGCUUCGAAAACAUCAAUCUCAGGAGCAGCACGACCAACGAAUGUACCAUCAGAAUGCAUUGGACCGGGAUGUGAUUCGCCUUGACACGUGCAUCGGGACAGGCGCUGACCCGGAAGGAACGACAAGGCACCACCCUGGCCUUUGUCGCCGUUUUGAGUAGCAGCUAUAGGUAAACCAUUUCGAGUUUGGUUCGGUGCCGUACCUACGUCGCAGGCAUCAUAUGUGUAGGGCCACAUUCCAUCAAGAGUAGCGCCAUAACCAGCACGGCCGAGGUUACCCAUUGACCACACUGCAGGCCACAGUCCGACAACAUUGCUUGCCCCGGGUAGAGAAACAUUUGCUUCAAGUAAACCACCAGUAAAGCAGAACUUGUUCCAUGUGCUCAUCAUGCCUCCCUGAUAAUGCAGGUCAUGGUUCUCUUUUUCGCGCAACGUUAUCACUAGUGCACCAUCCUUCGUCGUGAUCGCUUCAGGAUCGUACCACUCUAAAUUGUUUGUUCCCCAGUAAUGAAGGUCGACUGCCUCCCAAUACGGAUCGUCUCCGGGGUAAAAUGAACGACCAUCGGUGUUGAACUCGUCCGAGAAUACCAACUCCAAAUUUGACCCAUCGAUAUAAGAUGGCUUGGUGUAUACGUCCUUGGGCGUGUCCUUGUCAAUCAGAGCCCAGUUGCCUACGUCUGCUAUCUGGCCGGUCGCAUUGAUGCCGCCGAUGUUGAAACCACCGAGAGUAGAUAGCUUGUGACUUGUGAAGUGAGAAAUCAAUGGAUAACCAGCAAAAAGAGUGACCAAUCCAGUAGUAAGAACAAUCAGACAACCCAAAUUUGUCAAACCUCGACCGGUGAAUACACUUCCGCCCUUGUCGAUGUUUCUGUCUCUUCGAGGAUCGGGAUUAUGCAGGUAGUCGUCAGGUUCAACGUAGCUCGGUUCUAUCUCAGCACCCCAUGAAGAAGGGUCUGGGGACAACGAGAACUUGUCUGAAAUAGAGGGGGCAAUAGACGCCUUCGACGCAUUGGCGGCCGCAUAUGGUGUCUCCUUGAGAGCAGUAUUGGACACUCGGGUGCGAGGGGUUGGAGGACCUUGAGCGAACGCGGCCUGCACGGACGCCGGGCCCCUUGGGGAUUGGUAGAGAAGAUUG
Molecule: messenger RNA, 5065 nt
Organism: Fomitiporia mediterranea MF3/22
Lineage: Eukaryota; Fungi; Basidiomycota; Agaricomycetes; Hymenochaetales; Hymenochaetaceae
Exons: 26
Coding region: 1-2796 (931 amino acids)
Source: RefSeq, a predicted model, not a curated record